AUGGCACCGCGCAAAGCCGACGACGACGACGACAUGUCAAGCGAGACAUCGGUCUCUGGCAGCGAAUUCUCCGGUUUCGAGUCGGACGAAGCCACCUCCAAGGUGCCCCGCGGCGGCAUCUUUGAGAAGGACUCGGACGAGGAAGAGCUCGAGCGCCUUGUCCUAGGCAACAAGGCCGGGUUCAAGGACUCGCUCUUCCAAUACAGUGGCGCUCAGGCGGAUCAUCAAGACGAAGACGGCGACAUUGACCUCGCGGACGAGGCGAACGAACUGGAGGAUGUUGCCGAUGCAGAUCUCUUCGCAUUCGACACAGGCCCAUCCGGCGCGAAACCUGCGCCCGCUGCAACAAAGGAACGCACAACUGGCCCUGAUGCGGCCGUGUGGGAGGAUAGCGACGACGACAGGCUAGCCAUAUCCCUUGCGAACACGAACCGUCUCCGGAAACUGAGGAUAGCGGAGGCGGAGGACGUUGUCAGUGGCACAGAAUACUCUCGACGACUACGCCAGCAAUAUCUUCGGUUGAACCCGCAGCCGGCCUGGGCGACAUCAUCUCAAGGACGGCCGUCAAAGCGCAGGAGAAAAUCCGCCGCUACAUCUGAUUCUUCAGCCAGCGACGCCGAUGACUCAGACGUCGAGGCUCAGCCACUGGAGAAGUUCUUGCGGGAUGUCAACAAACUGUCCGAAUCAGGCACGGCCUCGGGGGCAGGCAUGAGGAGACUGAAGCCUGAGACGCUGGACAUUCAGCGCACAAGGGAGAUCCCCGACCGCCACAGGGCGCCAGCCGACUGCCUGUCCUUCCAUCCCGAGUUCCCCGUCCUCCUCUCCUCUAGCAAGGCGGGCAUGCUGUAUCUGCAUCACAUUGCGCCCGAGGCACACCCGACACCGAACCCGCAGUUGACGUCUGUGCAAGUCAAGCAGGUGGACGUGCGACGGGCCGAGUUCAUGUACCCCAAGGGCGACAAGAUCUUCUUUGCCGGCCGGAGGCGGUACUUUCACCACUGGGACCUGCCCUCGGGCGUGGUGCAGAAGACGUCGCAGAUUCAGGGCCACGAGCUGGAGCACAAGACCAUGGAGCAUUUCAAGCUGAGCCCUUGUGGACGGUACAUGGCGCUCAAGGCGUCGACGAAGAAGAGCGGCGGCAUCGUGAGCAUCAUCAGCACGGGCUCAAUGCAGUGGAUUGCGUCGGCGAGGAUGACGAGCCAGGACGGCAUCGCGGACUACGCCUGGUGGCGAAGCGGUGAGGGGCUGAGCAUCCUGGGCCGGGACGGGCAGGUGGGCGAGUACAGUGUGGAGAGCAAGAAGUUCCUCGGGAUAUGGCACGACGACGGCUCCGUCGGUGGCACCGUCAUCGCGCUGGGUGGUCGUGGCGGACCGCAUGCACUGGGUGAGGAUCGCUGGGUCGCCGUCGGCUCCAACACGGGCAUCACCAACAUCUACGAGCGGUCUACGCUCAUUGACAAGAACAAGAAUACCGAUAGACCUACCGAGGACGAGGACGACGAUGUGGCCCUGCACGAGGACCCCACGCCUACCCGUGUGUUCGAGCAGCUCAUCACGCCCAUCACUACACUCACAUUUAGCCCGGACGGCCAGCUGCUGGCAUUCGCGUCGGUGCAUAAAAAGGACGCGCUCAAGCUGGCGCAUCUGCCCACGUGCACCGUGUACAGGAACUGGCCGACGGAGCAGACACCACUGGGUCGGAUCUCGAGCGUCGCGUUUGGAAGGGGCAGCGACCUGUUGGCGGUGGGCAACGACGGUGGCCGGAUUCGCAUGUGGAAUAUUUUGAGUUGA
Messenger RNA from Emericellopsis cladophorae, 1791 nucleotides. RefSeq lists its product as uncharacterized. The record is from RefSeq and is a predicted model, not a curated record. Bases 1 to 1791 code for a protein of 596 amino acids. The transcript has a single exon. Gene Ontology annotation, biological process: rRNA processing. Gene Ontology annotation, cellular component: Pwp2p-containing subcomplex of 90S preribosome; small-subunit processome. Lineage: Eukaryota; Fungi; Ascomycota; Sordariomycetes; Hypocreales; Bionectriaceae. Gene Ontology annotation, molecular function: protein binding.